Ilex paraguariensis (yerba mate) is the source of this 1127-nucleotide messenger RNA. Lineage: Eukaryota; Viridiplantae; Streptophyta; Magnoliopsida; Aquifoliales; Aquifoliaceae. The record is from the annotation of a GenBank genome assembly.
CCCACUUUAUAAAGCUUGUUUUUUCCAAAAGGAGUUCAUAUUUCAAGCUUUGAAUUCAUCAAACUACUCGUCGCUUUGAAACUGCAGCCGUUGAAUCAAACCCAGUAGUAUUCUAUUAUAUUCCCAUAUUCAAAAAUAUCUUUGGCAGUCCAUGACUGGUUCGAGAAUUCAAAGGCUGCCGUACAGUUUAUAGUCCUCCUGUGAUACGUAUUUGAAGGUCCAUUAUUAGACUGAUAUAGUGAUAUACUAAUUUCCUUCUCAAAAUUUUAUAUGAUAGCCCCACUUAUAUAAGGGGGAAAGGUGGUCAUAGUUCAGAGACAACGUACAAUUAACUAUCUGGGUUAGGGAUCUUCCAGCGAUUGUUUUGAUUGGUAGUAGAGAGGAAGAAGAGCUAUUGAAAACUUUUUGUUCUACAUUGCUGGAUAGAACUUCCUUUCUUUGAAUUGGUGAUUGUGAUGGGCUUAUCCACAUCUUUACUCUUGUCAGCGUUGGAAGAAGUUGUAAAAUAUAGAUUUUUUGGUUUAGCCCCCGACGCCAAUCUUACUUCCAAGGACCAAGAGAUGACCUUGAGAACUGAUAGUUUCAAGAAAACAGAUUCAGAAAACAUCACCAAGGCCAAUGCAUCUGAGAACUUCCUUAGAAAGAAUUCAAUAAGCUUGAAGGCCUGUGAACCUGUAAAAGUAAUGCUUGAAACAGCUCUUUCAUUCAAGAGUCUAGUUCAAGACAUAAGCAAAUCAGAUCAAUUGAAUGAUUUGAAUGCACAAGCUGCUGAUGGAUUAGCUCACAAAUCUAUUGCCACAAUUUCUCUUCCUGCACCGGAAAUAUGGUUUUCACCAAGACCUGUCAGUGAGCUUGAUGCUGCAGCAGUUAAGCUUCAGAAAGUAUAUAAGAGUUAUCGGACUCGUAGAAACCUUGCAGAUUGUGCAGUGGUGGUUGAGGAGCUCUGGUGGAAGGCAUUAGACUUUGCUGCUCUAAAACGAAGCUCAGUGUCAUUCUUCAAUGUCGACAAACCAGAGACUGCUGUUUCACGGGAUCUUCCAGCGAUUGUUUUGAUUGGUAGUAGAGAGGAAGAAGAGCUAUUGAAAACUUUUUGUUCUACAUUGCUGGAUAGAACUUCCUUUCUUUGA